AUGCUCAUUCUAAGUCAUUAUCAUCAGAAGACAUUCCUUUUCAAGACUUCUUGGCCACUUUUGGAGUUGCAAAAAAAGAUAAAAGAAUGUUUUGAUGACCUUCUUGAAGAUAUUGAACUAGAGUAUAUUCAAAUUGUACCCAAUGGUGCUGAUUACAAAAUUGAUGAUAAUGAAUUUUUAUCUGAAUUGUGGGAUUUGGCUAAGAAAGAUAAUUCCAGGCAUUCGUGUAUAACCUUUGGUGUUGUGACAACUCAACAAGAUUUUUCAUCUUACAAGUCAUUGAGUAAAGUUUUGCGAACAUUUGGAAUAAAUGAUAUUUCAUCAUUAGUAGACAUUCCUCAAUUUACAUUGGGCAAGUAUGAAUAUGACAUAGAAGUUAACAUCGAAAACAAAACAAUAAAAGCACUUUUUAAAGAAAUAAAAAUACGAUUAAAAGCUUGUGGUCCUGUUAUAGGUGGUCAUGCAAAUGAGGCUUUAAGAUCUGAAUUUAUUUCACCAUUUAUGAAUCAUGCUGUGGCAGAGUCUAAAGAAGGUACCAAAUUAAGACCACAAAAGAGAAUUUCUGGCACCUAUGGUAAAGGAUUCGUUGACUAUGCAAUAUGCUAUAAAUCAUCUGUUAUAUGCAUUACGGAGGCUAAAACCAAUGAACUCGAGAUUGGUCUCACCCAAAACCUAAAACAACUACAAGCAGCUGCUCAGAUGAAUAUUAAAAAAUGCAAAUCACCAGAUUCUUCAGAAGCUCUGUAUGGAAUUGUAACUACAGGAGUUGAAUGGCUACCAUCUACACCCAAUAAGCCAAUUAUUCAACUGAAACUAAAACAAUUAUACUCUCAAUUUGCGUUCACAAAAAGAGUAAAGAUUGCUUGUGACAAAGAGAAAGAAAACCAGUAUCAGAGUGACAAUAAUGGAAAUAAAGUCCUGGCUGAGUUGAAAAAUAUAAAGAAUCAUGAUGACCAUAAUGAUCAAAAUCAAGUUGUCGCUUUUUCGAUAGAGGAAAUCAGGAUACAGAUUUUAAGCCCAUAUAUUGCAAAAAACGAAUUUGAAAACACUAUGAUUAAAUAUAUCGGAAAGGUGUUGAUGGACUUACAAUACAUCAAACAAAGACCAAUAAAAGCUGAUAUAGUUGGUGUCCGAUUGUCAGAUAAUCAUCAGGUUAUAUUUUUAGAAAUGAGUGGAGCUCCUACUGAUUUUUUAAAAAAUCAUCCAAUCAGUGAUGCAAAUAAAACACUCCAGGAACGAAUGGACUCCUUAAAUUCUGUUCUCUUAAAUUUCCUUUGCUAUGAUGUUAGGUUUGUAUGGAAAGUUCAUUCUUUAAGUAUUCAAGGAAUAAGUGAGUAUUAUUUUUUGAUUGCUGCUUAA
Molecule: messenger RNA, 1359 nt
Organism: Entrophospora sp. SA101
Lineage: Eukaryota; Fungi; Glomeromycota; Glomeromycetes; Entrophosporales; Entrophosporaceae
Source: the annotation of a GenBank genome assembly